Messenger RNA from Trichoderma aggressivum f. europaeum, 855 nucleotides. RefSeq lists its product as uncharacterized. The coding region runs from base 1 to 855 and encodes 284 amino acids. Gene Ontology annotation, cellular component: nucleus. Lineage: Eukaryota; Fungi; Ascomycota; Sordariomycetes; Hypocreales; Hypocreaceae. The transcript has a single exon. The record is from RefSeq and is a predicted model, not a curated record.
AUGGCGGAACAUCUCAACGUUCUCAUCUCGACCUUCAAUGGUCUUGGUCUUCCACCGACCUUGGUCCUGCGCGCAUCUCCAUCUACUACAGUCACUUCCCUACGAGAGCAGAUCGAUGGGAAGCUGCCUGCCGGUGCCACCGAAGCUAAAUUCAUCAUCACAACUCUCUCAAAUCGACUGCUACCCCAAGUAUCAGAGGCGCCCCUUUCAACGUACCUUACAUCAGACAAUGACGAUUUUCUCUCCUUACGCCUCGCCAUUCCCCUAUGCGGUGGAAAGGGUGGUUUCGGAUCUCAGCUCCGAGCUGCCGGUGGUCGCAUGUCAUCGCGCAAGAAGCAGAAGCAAGAUGAUGGCGGCUCAAGCCGAAACCUGGAUGGAAGACGAAUCCGCACUAUCAACGAGGCCAAGGCUCUCGCCGAGUACCUCGCUAUCAAACCAGAGAUGGAGAAGAAGGAAAAGGAGAAGCGACGUCAACGAUGGGAAGAGAUUGUCGACAUGGCAGAGAGGAGAGAGGCUGAGAUCAAGUCCGGCGGCAGGGGCAAGUUGGACGGUCAGUGGGUUGAAGAUAAAGAAGAAAGCAACGAGCGAACUCGCGAAGCCGUGCUGGCUGCCAUGAAAUCUGGAAACUAUAAAGACAACCUACUCAGCUCAUCUCACGACUCUGCGUCAACUGAGCAAAGCAAUAGCAAAUCUGCGAGCGAUGGGGAAGAUUCGGAGAGCUCUAAAGAAUCACCCCCUCCGACUGAGGCUCCUGGUCCAUCAAAGGCCAAGGCGAGAACAUUCUUCGGUUUUGAUGAGGACGAUGAAUUCAUGAGUUCUGAUUCGGAGAAUGAAGAUGAAAAGGAAUCUUCAUAA